GGAUUUUAUCUGUCGUCGCCCUCCAUCCCCCAGGGUCAGGUAGAUUAGACAUCCCGGACAGAGAGACGCUGCGGUACCCCCAAGGAGCUGCCUCUUGUCAAGAGGACUGCCGGGUCCUAGGCCGGAUUGGAAAGAGGGCUCGGCACCUUGCCGGGGGUGAGAGCCAGCGAGCUGCUCCCGCCCCUCUCGGGCUUGCCUCCCCACCAUGGCCGAGCUGAUCCAGAAGAAGUUGCAGGGAGAAGUGGAGAAGUACCAACAGCUACAGAAGGACUUGAGUAAAUCCAUGUCAGGGAGACAGAAGCUGGAAGCACAGUUAACAGAAAACAACAUCGUGAAGGAGGAACUGGCUCUACUGGAUGGAUCCAACGUGGUCUUCAAACUUCUGGGCCCCGUGCUGGUUAAGCAGGAGCUGGGGGAGGCGCGGGCCACCAUGGGCAAGAGGCUGGACUACAUCACUGCUGAAAUUAAGCGAUACGAAUCCCAGCUCCGGGACCUGGAGCGGCAGUCGGAGCAGCAGAGGGAAACCCUUGCCCAGCUGCAGCAGGAGUUCCAGCGGGCCCAGGCAGCAAAGGCAGGAGCACCUGGGAAAGCCUGACUUCAUGGGGUGGGGUGGGGGUAACUCUAGGGUCUGGACUAUAAUAGCUA
Molecule: messenger RNA, 645 nt
Organism: Ochotona princeps (American pika)
Lineage: Eukaryota; Metazoa; Chordata; Mammalia; Lagomorpha; Ochotonidae
Product: prefoldin subunit 6-like
Exons: 1
Coding region: 206-595 (129 amino acids)
Biological process (GO): chaperone-mediated protein complex assembly; protein folding
Cellular component (GO): cytoplasm; prefoldin complex
Molecular function (GO): protein-folding chaperone binding
Source: RefSeq, a predicted model, not a curated record